AAGAAUCAAUAUGGCGGCUACAGUCUUCAAAAUUAAGAUAGAAUAUGUUUACUGUAAUUCAGGGACUUAAAUUUAACUUUACACUGUUACCUGAUGGUAGACCACAAAGAAGAGCAGGAGCUUGAAUUAGAAGCUCUGACUUCCAUUUAUCCAGAAGAAUUUUCACGUAAGAAUGCAAUAAGCUUAUUUUAAUUUUAAAUUAGACUGAUAUUUAAAUUGUUAAAGUUACUAUUAACAAUUUCAUCCCUGCAGCACUCAAUAAAAUGUCCGUUCACUCUUUGCAAUUGAGUUAUACAGUGAUGUAGUACCCUCAAACUGGAUCAAUCUAACCAUGACUAGUGUACAUACAUCAUAUAAUAUAUACAUGUAAUUAUAUAUCUUGUAGUAAUUAUAAUUGCAUUAUUAUUCAUUCAAAAUAUUUGCCGUUUUUGAUUGGCUUUGAUCCCCAGCUAGUUUCAAGGCUAGUCCAAAUUUUAUCCUAACAGGACCUUAUUUAGCACCAUGUAGUAUACUCCCUUGACUUUGUUGAUGCUUAAAGUCCCCUGAUCAGGACUCAUGCCACAGACAAGUAAAUCUACAUGUAGUAAAUGACCUUCUUUGCCAUGAGUACAUCUUCAUAGCUCAGGGGACAAUGGAUAGAGCACUGCUCGGUGUUUCUAAGGUCAUGGGUUCAAAUCCUCUUAAGCCAUAAUUAUACCUGCCAAUUCUCACACAUUACAUGCGAAAGAUAUCAAUCCCAUGCAUCAACGGCAAUUUCUCACACCUGACUAACAAAUCAAAGAAACUAUUUUUUAGGACAUGAUUAAUAAUGAAACCUCUAUUCAAUUUUCCUUACUUUGUGCCCUAAUUUUAGCAUACCGGUAAUACAUGCACGCUAUAAUUGUCACCUUUUGAAUAGCUUCGGAAUUGCUCAAGGUCAUUGUAUCAUCUUCAGACAUUUUUGGCAAUUUUCAGAAGUCUUCAGAAAAUCAUCAGAAAUCUUUGGAAAUCGAUAGAACGUUUUCGGAAAUCCAGGCCAUGACAAGAGGAAAAUCUCACACAUUUAGCUCAGAAAAAGUUGGCAGGUAUAAUAUAUUAAGGACUCAAAAUUUUUUAUCUUGUUCCAUGGUCAUGACUAGAAAAUUUAUUGUUAUGACAUGAUGUACAGUGCAAUUACUUAGCUCUGGAAAAAGGAGAAAAUAGUUAUAUUCAUUUGGAAAUUCUUGUGUGAUUUAUUCUUUAGUAAUUGAAAGUGAUCCAUGUUGUUUUCAAGUGUCAAUUGCUUGUGAACCAGACAAACCUGAAGAUGAAGAUUGUAGAGGUAGUGUUGUUUCAUAUUACAUUCACAUUAAAAUGAUAAUAGUUUAGACCAUGUCAAGGUUUCUUGCCAGCAGCUGUUUUGAAGUAACGUCUGACUAUUAAUAACUCAUUUUACCCGGGUCCUAUAAAUAUUGUUCUCUAGAGAACGAUAAGGGAAAAAAAUUCUCAAAAAUUAUCACUACCAAAUUUGGCACACAGGAAGUGGACUGUUUGAGCCAUUUGCAUGGCCAGUUUCAGCCCCUGACCUUGGAUAUGCUUGUCACAAUAAUUUUUUUGGAAAUGGUGAAAAAAUGACUCGCGAUGAGGGAAAAAUUUACAGUGGUUUUAGUGAUCAAGAAAUACUAUUGGCAACAAAAUUCGACAGUGGAUACAUUUUACAAUAGUUUUUGAUACAUUUGGAUUAUCUGAUUCUCAAUAACUAAAAAAAUUGAGGUAAACGAUCAGUGAAAAUCUUAGUAUCUCACUUCGCACAAGAGUGCUGCCAGCCAUGUGUUUUUCCAAAGCAAUGAAAUGCCUCUCAGUUUAGCUUUUUUUUCGAAAAAAACCUGCUUCUUUGCCUGAAAUUUAUCUUCAUUUUGAUGUCUCUGAGUUCAAAUCUUGAAAUUUGUGAGAAAAGUCGCUAAAAUUACAGUUUUUGUCACAUCGCUCGGUAAUAGACCUUUUUGCCUGUGACAAGAGGAGCCCGCAACCCUAAUCUCCAGUUUGUUAUAAUUACACAUGCAUCGCAUGUAUGUAGCCAGCAUUUGUUUGGACUUCCACUAAAAAUGAAUGGAAUGCACAGAACACAGUUUGAUCAUGCGCUUUUGAAGCUUCAGUCACUCGUAAUCUGAUCAUGCCUGUUUUGACCAUCUCUAAUGAGAAACCUACAUGAAGCACUCACUGCACUGGAGCAAAAGCUUUUGACUUUUGACCUUAGAUCGUUGUCACCGGCCCGCACUCCAUAACCUUUGGUUAUUAAGACUAGUUAGCUUGUAAGUUUUGUUUCCCCAUUUCGGACCACGUGAUGGUACCCCAGAGAACUGUUUCUUUCAAAAUUUCAUGUCAUCCUAUGCACGUGCAUCCUUAGUGUAUAUGUAUAUGUUGUAGUUAAUUUUUUAUCUCAGGUAAUUUUUAGUUUUCGUUUUGUUUGUGGGUAUGGUAAUGUACAUGUAUGCUAACAAAGUUGAAACAAAGGAAAAAUAAAAAUUACCUCAGUUAAAAAAUUAAUUACAACAUAUACACGAUUAAUGAAAAGAUGAAAGAGAAUAUCAUGUGGUCUCAGUGAAUUGGGAAAACAAAACAUACACUAGCUGGGUAUCAGACGAGUCUGUUGGUGUUAUCCCAUCUUCAACGUACUUCCAAUAUGCUACUCUUAGUUUCUUUUGAACUAGGUGCUUAAUAAUUAAGACAGAUAAGUGUAAAGUUAAUCAGAAAUACUAGUACAAAAGGCAGGGUUGAAUAAAGCAUAACUCAGAUGCAAAAGUUAUGGCUAUUUAUUUUUAAGCAAAGUUUUUGAGGUUUUUAUUCAAAUCAUCAUAUAACUUAUGCCUUUUUCCCUCUAAACUCUUCAAGUGACCUACUUACUAAUAAAUAUUUAAUUUGAGUUAUUCAAAUGAAACUCUUUUCUUUUACUUAGGGAUUAUUCAUGUUGAAAUACAAUUGCUGGCACUAAAGUACAACAUGCAUGAUUGAAAUACCAUUAUAAGCUAAACAGAAUGCCAUUGAUUUUAAUUUUCACAGUGCAUGCUAAAUUACAGUUCACCUACGUCAACACGUAUCCUGAAGAUCCUCCUCUCAUUGAAGUACCAUCAUAUGAAGGGAUGGAUGAUUCAGAAGCAGAGAAUCUUCGAGAGUUUUUAGACCAAGAGGUGAUUACAUGUGAUUGAUUAUCAAACAAGACUUGGAGCAUAUUCUGGAAAUCAUUUAUUAUUAGCAUGUUCCAGGGGUGCCUGUCAUUUGCAUGAGGAAAACGUGAAAUUCCAGUUGGAAAAUCAAAUCGAUUGCUUCAUUCCAUUUGGGAAGCUUCAGUAAACAUGGCCUAAGAUAUGCAGUGUAGACUGCGAGCAGUCUCUGUUUUUCUUCAGAUUCAGUAAGGGGAGUGUACGCGCGCACGAACAUUGAGCAUCGUGCGAGAACAAGGGCGGCAGCCCGAGAAGACUCUAACGCUAUGCACUGCAUAAGCUGCGCCUUUUAAAAAAAGUAAUGUAGGAAAACCUCUGUUGUUCAAGCAAACUCUAAGGUUACGUUUCCUGGCCUGUCAACACUUCAGUUUUCAUGCCAAAACAUCACUAGGCCGUGAAAGACCAUUCUCUCUGGCUUUGCGGGUAGUCUCUCUUUUGCCGUGCCUCCUCCUGUCUCGCACCUUCAGUCAUGCGCGUGGUCAUUUGUGUGUCUCGGGAGUUUUGCUCAAUGGACCAAGAAAAAAGAGAGACUGCUUGUAGUCUAUUUUCAGUGAUGCAAUUUUUUUUAUCUCUUAGUCUGUUCAGCUGAUUUGGAUAUACUUUGUAGCAGAUCAUUUUCUCACUUUGUCAAAUUUUACAGUUUUAUGUUUAUGCACAAGAUUUCCACCCGGGUGGUUUGUGUAAAUGAAGCAUCCCAGGUGUGAAAUUUGAGUUCAGAUAAGGAAGCUUUAAAAGCAAAUUCACUUUUUUUCUUUUUGUCUACAAUUUAUUGAUUGGAUGCACUUAAAAGAAGAGAAAAAAUUAUCACAGAAAGUGCUUUUAACAAAAGAAAAUAAAACAUGGAUUAAAAUUUAACCCCGCUAAUCAGCCUUCGAACAACUGGGCCCUGUGCUCCGCAAGACCAUGUGAGUGCAUCACUUAUGACAUAAUCAGUUUAACUUCUUAUUCCUCUCUCACUGCUAACAGCAAAGCUCUCACAUGCACAGCAGAGUACCACCGGUAAUAAAAUUUGGUUAUUUCUAUGCAUCCAAGAAGUUUUGGUAGUGACAUUCAGACAAAAUCAUCCGUCCAUAAGUACUCAUGCACCUUCAUGUUAGUGGAUGUAAAAGGUCACAUUAGCUUGGGGUCCAAGUUACACUUUGCACAAUGUUUAACUUGAUAUUGGACAUCCAUGUUAUGGUAAAUUGACAGCUGUCAAAAAAGGUAUCCACUGACCAGUGUCUCAUGACUGUAUUGCAGGCUCAGGUGUACAACUCAUUGAGGUGAUGUGUUUAUUUAAAAGUUCUCUGCUGACCAGUUAUUGGUUUUCAAUUGAUUCCAGGCUUAGAUCCAUUUUUUCAGGGGGAAUCCAGUGUGCUUCAUGCUUAUGGCAAGAGUUUAUUACUGAAGAAAGAUAUUUCUUCCAAGAUCCUAUGAGAGCUUCGCUUUUGUUCUUGGCUAAAUCUACAUAUUAUUUGAAAUUGACAAGUAUUAUCUAAUUGCAUGUUUUGACUCCUUUUAGGCACAAGAAAAUCUUGGAAUGGCAAUGAUAUUCACUUUAGUAUCAGCUGCAAAAGAAAAGUUAAAUGAGUUUGUGGACAAGUUAAAAAAUAGAAAAGAAGAGGAAAAAUUGAGAAAAGAAAGAGAAGCAGAGGAAGCAGAAAAGAAUAAAUUUACAGGAACACCAGUUACUCUUGAGACAUUCUUGGCAUGGAGAAGAGCAUUUGAGCAAGAAACAUUACAAAGUGGAAAGAAUAAAGAACAAAAUUUUAAAGGAAAGUUAACAGGUAAAGAAGCUAAUUGUGUGUUUUCACAUGACGUCAUGGCGGCCAUAUUUGUGUCCCAAAACAAUGAAACGGCGGCCAUGUUUGUGUCCCAAAACAAUGAAAUGGCGGCCAUGUUUGUAUCCCAAACCAGUCCUGUGAAAGUUGAACUCUUUUCUUAUGUAAACGCUUUCUUUUGUUCCAAAAAAUUUGCAUAGAUGCUGGCCACGUGAGUGAAAACACAUAUUAAAUACUUACUGCAACUCCUUUCUGUUCACUGAUUGAGUUACCUGCAGUAUGAUUUAAUUUACAGUACAGUGAAACCUGUAUUAAGCAGACACCGCAUUAAGCAGACAGUAGCCGAAGGCCCAAAAUUUAUCUCCCUUAUUUACUUUAAGUGAAACCUUUAUUAAGGGGACACCUCUAUUAAGCGGACACGGACACCUAAAAAGUACCAAGAAUCGUCAUUUCUAUUGUUACCAAGCUGUAUUAAACGGACACUUGUAAUCAAAUUCCACCACCCAACAUGCCAGACACCGGAAAUGCGAAAGAUUGCCGAGAAUUUCCACCCACAACUUUUUCGAUUUUUACUUUAAAAAACGUGACUUGACGAACUUAUUUGAUUGGUUUCACUGUACAGUAUUGUUUUCUAUUUCGUUUUGUUUGUAUAGAGCUUGUUUCACUAAUCUGAUUUCCUCAAAUUUGAGUUGCAAUCUAUGUUUAUGAUCAAUGGACCACUUUGACAAAGAAAUUAAUGCAAACGUAUAUCGUCAAAGUCUCUGGGAGUAUUCUUAACAUUUCCACUGUUCAUUUGAAUGGCAUUUGACACCUCAUAUGACAUUUUCUAUCGAAACCUGUAUUAGGUGGACACCCCUGUAUUAAGCGGACACUACAGCAUUCCCUGGAGGUGUCCGUUUAAUACAGGUUUCACUGUAUACUCUCAUAACAGACACCUCUAAAAGAAGGACGCCUCAAUAAAAUGGAUACCCAGAGUUUGUCUCUUUACUUCACUCUCUUUAAGAUGACCAUUACUCUUAAACAGACACUUAGAGCCUGUCCCAAAGGUGUCCAACCUAGAGAGAGUUGUCUGUACUCUUACAUUAUUUUUAAGCGUAAGGUUUCUAAUUCUUAAUUUUCUUGGCACGUUUUCUUCAUAAANUGAGUUGCAAUCUAUGUUUAUGAUCAAUGGACCACUUUGACAAAGAAAUUAAUGCAAACGUAUAUCGUCAAAGUCUCUGGGAGUAUUCUUAACAUUUCCACUGUUCAUUUGAAUGGCAUUUGACACCUCAUAUGACAUUAUCUAUCGAAACCUGUAUUAGGUGGACACCCCUGUAUUAAGCGGACACUACAGCAUUCCCUGGAGGUGUCCGUUUAAUACAGGUUUCACUGUAUACUCUCAUAACAGACACCUCUAAAAGAAGGACGCCUCAAUAAAAUGGAUACCCAGAGUUUGUCUCUUUACUUCACUCUCUUUAAGAUGACCAUUACUCUUAAACAGACACUUAGAGCCUGUCCCAAAGGUGUCCAACCUAGAGAGAGUUGUCUGUACUCUUACAUUAUUUUUAAGCGUAAGGUUUCUAAUUCUUAAUUUUCUUGGCACGUUUUCUUCAUAAAGAGCAGGGAGUGGAACUUUUUUUUCUCCUCCCUGCGUUUUCAGAGACACGGCCAGUUGCAAGAAAGGGUGUUAAAAUGCAAAGCACUAUAAUUAAAUGUCAUGGGUUAAAGUAUUUAAUCAAGAGGAGUCUCCAUUUUGGAACACCUACGAGGCCUUAUUACCAGUAAAGAAAAUUAGUGGUCCUUUGCGUUUUUAUUUGUUUUAUUUAUUUAAUGUUUUCCAAGUACUUGCUCUCCAUCUGUAUGAUGAUUUUUAGCAAGAGGUCAGCGGCCUCACUAAAUGUAAUUUCUGACGGUUGAGUGACUAGGAACGAAUUAGUCAGAAAUUGCUAUUCUGAUGGCACGAUUGAGAGGUUUUAGUAAUCUCAGGGGAGAGUUUUGAGUAUUUAAUGUCUUAGCGGGGAAUAUUAAUCAUUCUAGCUCAGUCAGUCUUUCUGUUUGCUGUUGUCAAUUUAGUUGAAUUUUUUCUAUGGAGUUAUUCGUUUGUUUGUACCUCUUCCCCGAGGUUCCGUGCCAUUGCAUUAGAUGGGGAAUACGUUUCCACAUAUUUUUUGGCCACAUCUAAAGAGUGGUUUUUCGUAUCUGGCGUGGUACACUUAAUUUUUCAAGCUUUUCAAAUUAGACUUGCUAGCAUAUUCUAUGUUGUAAUAAGUAUAUGUUACGACACAUUGUUGUUGUCGGAUGACUGACUGACCAUUCCUCAAUAAACUAUCUCACAUUGAAUGUUUCGUGAUAGUGUAGUCAGAAUUGGUAAUAACUAAUAACAAGAAUAAAAUAGAAUGAAACAGAGGUACAUAUAAUUAUUGUUUUUUUUGGUGAGAAUGUUAAGUCAAUGUUGUCUUCAUUGUCAUUUUUGGUACAGGCUUUCAUACUUUAUUAUUAAUGCUUAGCCAACAUAUAAUAAUGAAAUUGAAAUAUUUGUUCACUGUUGUUCUUUGUGUCUAGGUAAACAACUUUUUGAACAAGAUUCAUCAAUGGAAAACUCGGAUGCAGCUUUCCUUGAAGGUGAGUAGUGUGUAGCCUGGCAAAUUGAUCCGUGUAUGAAAAAGGGUUGCCACUUUAGAAACGAGAAAGGAAAUGGAGCUGAAAUGCGUCCAGCAAUUGUUUCUGGGAUAAUUACUGGGGAUGUGCCGGUCAGCUGUUGGUCAGUUUUUUCUCCUGUCCUUAGUAAUUGUUUGAAGCACCUCUGUGCGCUGGAAGACAGUCACAAAGUUCUGAGCUCCAUAGGAGUACUUAAAUUUCGAACGAAAAAUGUUUGACUUAAUUUAUCUUCUUUUCUUUUUCAUUUGUUCAUUUUCUUUGUUUACUUGUGAAUUAAUUUUAAUGUGAGAGCUUCGUAUUUUGUUUUUAUACAGACACUGCCCACCUAGACUAGCUUUUGUGAGAAAACGAAAUUGUAAAUUUGCAUCAACCAAUAAAAAAUGAAAUGAAAUGAACAGUCCCUGAAUCGUUCUAGAAGUCUUUGCGAAAGUGAACUCGCCCCAGUUUCCAUCUCGUUUGUAAAGUGGGGAAUGCAUUUGGCUACACUUUAGGGACGGACCACUAGAAAACCUAUUGGGGGAGAUGGGCGAAGUACAAAAAAAAAUUAUUCGCUCAAGGGAAAAUUCAUGCACGCCAGUUAACCCUAAAAAAUAUCCGUGCUACGGCUUAAAAAAAUUCAUACAUGGAAUUUGAUGACGAAAAAAAUUUCCUGCGACUCAAAAAUUCCCCACCCGUUCCCCAUAACUUUUCUAAUGGUCCGUCCCUAAGCACUAAAAGGCCACUGUCCAUGUAUUAAAAUUCAGCAACAAAAAACAAAAACAAAGAAAAUGAAUAAACAUGAAUAUACAUGGUUUAUCAUGCUGAAUUAUAUCAAAAGUGGCCUAUUGAGGACUGAGGACACUGUGUUAACGUCUCCUACUUGGAGAUGGAACCGCCUUUUUACGUGGUCAUCCGAGCCACACGAAGGUCUAGCCGUUUGAAGGCCGAUGGCCGGCAGUACUUAACCAUCAUUUCAGCUACUUUUUAAGACCCUAAGUACUGGUCCCACCCCGGGGAUCAAACCCACGACCUCCCGCUUUGCAGUCAAGCGCUCUACUAUUGCUGGUUUGCACGUGACGUCACGGCGGCCAUAUUGUUGGUCAAGAACAAAAGCAAUUCUCUCUUCUGAGAACUCAACUCUAUUUUCAUGUAAAUUCUUCGAGAAAAACUUCUAUUGUAUUUACCCCCAACAUGGUCGCCUUGGCACGUGGUUGCAAACCAAGAAUAAUAAACGUGAUAACGGUUCAAAUUAAUAUUGAUAACAAGAUCGGCGGCUUGACCGACAGUUGUUGCUCAAAAUACCAAAAUCACAAAGUAACUUUUCUAGGACCAGAAGAUGUAAAUUUGAUUGCUUCAAUGCACCUGCACUGUGCGCCACUUUUAAAUCUAAGAGGUUUUUAGGGUGUAAAAUUUUAUCUACACUAGCGCUUAUUUUCGUCGCAAUAUCUUCAAUAGCGAUCUCUUUGGUUUUGCACCACUUACUCCAAGCCUUUCUUUCAACAAUUAACUGAUCACGAUCAUUUUCUGACGCCCUACGUCGAAUACAAGAUAUAUUAUCUUCGAGUUGCGAUUUGUCGAGAAUCGUCCUGUGAUCUUCCACAGCGGUCACCAACAUACAUCAUCAGAGCCAACCAUGAUGUAGCGGCUAAACAUAUCAUCAGGAAUGUAGUAAAAGAAGAAUUUUUUUCUUUUAGGUGAAGUGAAAGUAGACGAAUCUCUCUUUCAAGAAAUGGAUGAUUUAGACCUCGAUGAUGAAGAUUUAGAAUAA
Molecule: messenger RNA, 9323 nt
Organism: Porites evermanni
Lineage: Eukaryota; Metazoa; Cnidaria; Anthozoa; Scleractinia; Poritidae
Source: the annotation of a GenBank genome assembly